Molecule: messenger RNA, 1395 nt
Organism: Mytilus trossulus (common blue mussel)
Lineage: Eukaryota; Metazoa; Mollusca; Bivalvia; Mytilida; Mytilidae
Exons: 3
Coding region: 46-1395 (449 amino acids)
Source: RefSeq, a predicted model, not a curated record
AGGGAAGAACGAAAAACUAAUUUUCUUAAACAUCUGAAUAGCGCUAUGUCUAAACAAGAAAAACGGAGACAUUUCCGACAACCACAUUUCUUGUCAAACAAGAUUCCCUCUGAAAAUAAGCAGGAAUUUGAAGAACUGCGAACAGAUAUUCUUCGCAAGGCAAAAGCUCUAUCUAAUUGGGAGGAAAAUCUCCCAAUCCGAUGGAUAGUUCUUGAAAAAGAAAUGUACCGUAAACAAACAGAAACAACCAUUUUGUUUAGUGAAGCUGAAGGAGAAACACCAAGAUAUAAAAACAAAAAAGUUAUAUUGUAUACUGAAGCUCAAUGCCUAGCUACUGAGUGUUCUUUUCCUCAUGUUCAAAAAGAAAUGUCUGAACUAGACUCUUUUCUCAAGUAUGAACAUGAGAUUGGUAAUAUCAUAUUUUUCAAAGAAGUAAGAGAAUAUAUUGUAUUAGAUCCGGAAUGGCUGGUAGACGUUUUCAGAUGUUUCGUAUCACAUGAUUAUAAUGGCGAGGCAUUGGGUAUGCCAGAAUGGGCAGUACUUGACGAAACAGGCAAAUUAGAAGAUGCAUUAAUAGAAAAAUUACUUAAAAAAGUACCGAGUCUGAUAUUGACAAAGCAUAAACAAUAUUUAUUAAAACUUAUGGAAGAAUUUGGCAUCAUUGUAAAACCGAAAAAUGAAGACUAUAGAAAUGACAUAUAUAUGCCAUGCAUGAUCAAACCUAGGCCAUUUCAGGAAAUUUUAAGAAACGUUGAUGAUGAAUCCAAACAUUGGAAAAAGUCCUCAUGGUUCUCUCUCGUGUUCAACUUUUUACCACCGUCAUAUUUUAAUCAUAUUUUAGUUAGCUUUGUGAAAAACCAACAGCUAUAUCAUAAUAAAAAUGAUAGUAACUUAAGUAUAUAUCGCAAUAUUGGAAUAUUUCAGCUUAAUGAUACCGGUAGUGAAAUACUUGUCAUUUGCCUCUCAAAAAAUUUAAUUGCUAUGCAAGUAAGACAGUUGAAAAGUGACGAUGUUUGUUAUAGUUACGUAAAGGACAAACUGAUAAAUCUGGUUGAUUUAAUUAAACAAAGAUAUCGUAUCAAUGUUACUUAUGAAAUAAAAUUUAAAUGUCCAGGUGGAAGUCUUUCAGAUAAUGGGGGAAUUAGUUAUGAUGAAGCAAUGGAAAAAAGUGAAUACCGAUGUACAGAUCAUAAUGAAAUGCACUUAUGCAAAGAUGUCUACAGAUCCUGGUUGAAGGAAGAAGAGGUUGAAGAUGAACUCAAAAGGUUUGUUAUAAAUCAUGUCAGUACUGAAUUACUGACUACUGAUGAGGUGAUGAAACAAUCGGGGACUGGUGGUCCAACAGCAGAGGUAUCGACCAAGAGCUGUGGAAAAUUCAAUACAACACAUUUAUAA